AAGACGAGAUAGCUGCAGCGAUUCCGCCCACCAUGGCCGACCAACAGCCCACAUACCACCCUCGGGACGCCCUCCAAAACACAGGCAAUGCCAUGUUCCAGACCUCCCUCGCGGGUGCCGUCAUCGCCGGUGUGCAGAACACACUCCGCAAGCAGAACGUCGGAGCCAUGGGCAUCUUCACACGGUCCGGAGGCGUAAUUGCUCUUUUCGCCGCUGCUGGAGGCGCAUACCAGUUCACACUCGACGCGACCGCCAACCUCCAAAAGAAGGACGACUGCUACAACGAAUUCUACGCUGGGUUUGCCGCCGGCGCGGCUACCGGUGUCUUCAAGCGGAGCCUGCCGUACAUGCUCGGUGCUGGUAUGUGUUUCGGAACAGCCAUGUCUGCUUUCAGAUACACCGCUGGUAUCCGCGGCGCCGCGGUUGAAGACUUGAACGAUGAGGAGGUUGAGCGAAGGGAGGCCCUGAAGAAGCUCCGCAGACGCCCGUUGUCUGAGACCAUCGAGCAGCUGGGUGAGGGUCGUGGUAUUUACGCUCCCGGAUACGAGGAGAGGAGGCGAGAGAGGAUCUUGGAGAAGUACGGAAUCGAUGUAAAGGCAGCGCAGGCCUAGACGCAAUACGCAAUUUCCUUGGAGUUCACAACAGAAGUAGACAUCGAGUCAAAGAAUCGAGCACUUCGCCACAGCUGUAUAUACUACUUGUUCCCACAAGCUCGAAAAUGGCAAUCGACAUCACGUUCACGGCACUUUGCUGACAAGCUAUCGACCUCGAAAUCACAUAAGAUGUCAGACGUUGGACACCUUUUGCAUACAGCCAUCGCAUGAUUACCGUUAUUGCGGGUCUGUUUCGCUGACGACAGUCCAGUUGAGGUACGUGGGACGCGCAUUGCAUAUGAAAUGUGUGUUGUUCAUAUUUAGUCCUUGAGGACUUGAUAAGUUGCCGACCCAUGUCGUGAGAGCCGACGAGGCUGAGUAAAGACUAGUGGC
Boeremia exigua is the source of this 986-nucleotide messenger RNA. RefSeq lists its product as uncharacterized. Gene Ontology annotation, biological process: mitochondrial respiratory chain complex I assembly. NCBI's taxonomy places the organism in Eukaryota, Fungi, Ascomycota, Dothideomycetes, Pleosporales, Didymellaceae. The record is from RefSeq and is a predicted model, not a curated record. Bases 33 to 611 code for a protein of 192 amino acids. The transcript is spliced from 4 exons.